Messenger RNA from Anolis carolinensis (green anole), 2977 nucleotides. RefSeq names its product NADPH dependent diflavin oxidoreductase 1 (gene ndor1). Gene Ontology annotation, cellular component: cytosol. The record is from RefSeq and is a predicted model, not a curated record. Bases 89 to 1891 code for a protein of 600 amino acids. NCBI's taxonomy places the organism in Eukaryota, Metazoa, Chordata, Lepidosauria, Squamata, Anolidae. Gene Ontology annotation, molecular function: flavin adenine dinucleotide binding; NADPH-hemoprotein reductase activity; FMN binding. The transcript has 16 exons.
CCGCUUCCGGCGCGCGGGAGUGACGUCAGGCCACACACAGCGCGAGCCAGGGACUCUGCCGCGCGGCAGUGACGUCACCGGCGCCGAGAUGCCGGCUGAGAUGGAGGUUCGGAAGAUGCUGGUCCUCUUCGGCAGCCAGACAGGAACGGCUCAAGAUGCGGCUGAAAGGGUCGGCCGGGAGGCCAAGCGGCAUCGCUUCCAGUGCAAAGUGGAGGCCCUGGACGACUACAGCGUGGCUUCCCUCAUCCAUGAGCCACUGGUGGUAUUUGUCUGUGCAACAACAGGGCAAGGAGAUCCUCCUGAUAACAUGAAGAAUUUCUGGCGGUUCAUCUUCCGGAAGAACUUGCCCCCCAGUUCCCUUUGUCAGAUGGAUUAUGCCGUUCUGGGGCUUGGAGAUUCCUCAUAUCCCAAGUUCAACUUCGUGGCCAAGAAACUGCACAAGCGGCUGCUGCAACUGGGGGGCCACCCCUUGACCCCCGUUGCCCUGGGGGAUGACCGCCAUGACCUUGGCCCGGAUGCGGUGAUUGACCCCUGGCUGCUGGACUUGUGGGGCAAGGUCCUGGCGCUGCACCCCUUACCUCCCGGCCUCCAAAUAAUCAGCCCAGAAACCAUUUUGCCGCCCAAAUUCACCUUCCAGUUUCUGGAAGAAGAAGAAGAAGAAGGCAGCACCACUUGCGAGGAGGAGCAGCCCCUUCGGGACCACCCUUCAGAGCUGUGCCCUUUUGCUUCUCGGAUGGUGUCCAAUCGGCGCGUGACGUCUGAAUCGCACUUCCAAGACGUCCGCCUCAUUGAGUUCGACAUCGCCGGCUCUGGGUUCGAGUACACCGCGGGCGACGUGGUCAUGAUCCAGCCCCGCAACCCUCCCGAGGAAGUGCAGCUCUUCUGCCGCCUCCUGCGUUUGGACCCGGAGAGGCGCUUUGUCCUGAGGCCGACCGAACCAGGUUCUUCGCUCCCUGCCCAGCUGCCCCAGCCCUGCUCCGUCCGUCACCUGGUCACCCAUUACCUGGACAUCACCUGUGUCCCCCGGCGCUCCUUCUUCGAGCUCCUCUCCCAUUUCUCCACGGACGACUUGGAGCGAGAGAAGCUGCGGGAGUUCAGCUCCGCUCAGGGCCAGGAGGACCUCUACGCUUACUGCAACCGCCCACGCAGGACCACCCUGGAGGUCCUCAGCGACUUCCCCCACACGACGUGUGCAAUCCCCUGCGACUAUCUCUUCGACCUCAUUCCACGGAUCAGGCCCCGGGCCUUCUCCAUUGCGUCCUCCAUGCUGGUCCGUCCCGACCGCCUGGAGAUCCUCCUGGCCGUGGUCCAGUACAAGACCUUCCUCAGCCGGCCCCGGCGCGGCCUCUGCUCCACCUGGCUGGCCUCCCUUGACCCCCAGAACGGGUCCGUCCGGGUUCCUCUCUGGGUGAAGAAAGGCGGGAUGAAAUUCCCCAAAGACCCGGAGACCCCUGUGAUCCUGAUUGGGCCUGGCACCGGCGUGGCACCUUUCCGAGCCGCCGUCCAGGAGAGAGUGGCCCAAGGCAAACAAGGAAACAUUCUGUUCUUCGGCUGCCGCCAGAAAAGCCAGGAUUUCUUCUGCCGGGAGGAAUGGGAGGCGCUGGUGGAGCAGGGCUCCCUGGUGCUCUUUGUGGCCUUCUCCCGGGAUCAGGAGGAGAAGAUCUACGUCCAGCACCGUCUCCGGGAGAACAAGGCCCUCGUGUGGGACCUGGUGAAGCAUCAAGGCAGCCACAUCUACCUGGCCGGGAACGCCAAGCAGAUGCCGGAGGGGGUGUCCAAUGCCUUGGUCUCCGUCUUCCAGUCGGAAGGAGGCCUCUCUGCUCCGGAAGCCCAGGAAUAUCUCCAAAACAUGGAACGCGAGGGCCGCUUCCAGGCCGAGACCUGGUCUUGAAUGGACCUUGCGGAGACCCAGGCUGUGUGGCCAUGCUCCAGAAGUAUUCUCUCCUGACGUUUCGCCCACAUCUAUGGCAGGCAUCCUCAGAGGUUGUGAGGCAUGGAUAAACUAGGUAAGGAAGGUAAAUAUAGUCCAGGGUGUGACAAGAGUCCUUUUUCAGUUGGAAUCCAGCGUUAAUGUUGCAAUUAAUCACCCUAAUUAGCAUUGGAAAGGUUUGUCUCUUGCCUGGGGAGCAUCCUUUGUUCAGAGUCAUUAGCCGUCCCUGGGGCUCCUCUGCCCUCAGAGUGUUGCUUCCCAUCUACGGUUUUGAUUUUUGAGUUUUUUAAUAGCCAGAUUUUGUUCAUUUUCAUGGUUUCCUCCUUUCUGUUGAAGUUGUCCACAUGCUUGUGGAUUUCAAUGGCUUCUCUGUGUCAUCUGACAUGAUAGUUGUUGGAGUGGUCAAGCAUUUUUGUGUUCUCAAAUAAUAUCCUGUGUCCAGGUUGGUUCAUCAAGUGCUCUGUUAUGGCUGAUUUCUCUGGUUGAGUGAGUCUGCAGUGCUUUGUGCUUUCAUGUUCUUUGACUCGUGUUUGGGCAAUGCUACAUUUGGUGGUCUCUAUGUAGACUUGUCCACAGCUGCAUGGAUAUAUGUUUACCUUACUUGCCUAGUUUAUCCAUGCCUCACAACCUCUGAGGAUGCCUGCCAUAGAUGUGGGUGAAACGUUAGGAGAGAAUACUUCUAGAACAUGGCCAUAUACCCUGGGAAACAUACAACAACAUAGAGCCUGCCAUUGUCACACACACAAUAGUGUUUUGAAUCCGACCCCCGCUUGGACCUUCUUCCUUGGCCCAUGCUCUCCUUUGUUGUCUUUGCAGAUAGGGAUGGCUUUAGGGUGGGCCGCGUGGGGGUCUUUCCCCUAUAUUUUAUGCCACACACACUUCCAGCAUAGCAAACCAUAGGGGGCUCAGUCAGUGGGUGAUUUAGCCUGUGUUUUCUGGUCAGUGCCUGCUUUUAUUUGGAGAUUGAUAAGGCUUGUCCUAGUGUAAGCCGCCCCUAGUCCUUCGGGAGAUGGAGCAGGGUAUAAAUAAAGUUUUAUUUAUUUAUUA